Molecule: messenger RNA, 675 nt
Organism: Blepharisma stoltei
Lineage: Eukaryota; Ciliophora; Heterotrichea; Heterotrichida; Blepharismidae
Source: the annotation of a GenBank genome assembly
AUGAUUGGAAGCGUUUGUAAGCCUGCUUCUUGAUCUGAUAAAGUUCUUUUCUUAUCAAUUGUGGAAUCUACAGUGGCACGCGCAGCUUUUACAGAGUAUGGGUAUGAUCUUACAAGUGCAGUUGGAUUUGAAGAAAAAACAUUUUAUGUAAAUUUACCUUUAAAAAUUCAUAGUGUGACCGUCUUAGGAGGAAUUAUUCUAAUCAAUGCAAUAAACAAGAAGAAAGAAUCAUUCGGUGAGUGUGCAAAUAUAUUCGCUUAUUUGCAUGAAUUAGCAAAUAUUUUGAGAAAAACUGAAAAUGGACUGUAUUUAUUUGAAAAUGAUACUCCAGAUAAAGAUGAGCGUUAUCCUAUGGCUAAGAGAGAUGAUAGUUAUCUGAAAGAAGAGGAAAAGAAAGAAGGAGGAAUGCAAAUAGAAUCAAUCUUAUUUGGAGACUUUGCAAAUAAAGUGAAUGAGGAGCAGAUAAGCUUUAUUACUAAUAUAAAAAAUUGGAAUAUGAGUUUAGAUGAGUUUAAAUCAAAUUUAAAAGAGCUUAACUCCUGCUCAUCAACUUACUAUCAAUUGUGCAGAGAUCAGCACUACUCUAUUGAUAGAGACCUCAAAAAAAUCCUUUAUUCUGGAACAAUUAAUUCUCUGCUAGCUUUAUUAAUAUUAGUUUAUUUUGAUAAUAUGUAA